GUGUCAGGAAGCGUUGGGGUUGCGGUGAACGGGGUUACUGUGGAGGUGUCAAAUAACUUUUAAAUACAACCUUUUUUAUUUUAUAAAAUAAGCUCCUAUUAACGUGACGUGUUCAACAAGUUAAAGUAUGUCAACCCCGGCUAGAAGAAGACUUAUGAGAGAUUUUAAACGACUACAAGAGGACCCUCCAGCUGGUGUCAGCGGUGCCCCAUCUGAAAACAACAUCAUGGUGUGGAAUGCAGUCAUAUUUGGCCCUGAAGGAACUCCCUUUGAGGACGGUACAUUUAAACUCAUUGUAGAGUUCACAGAAGAAUACCCCAACAAACCCCCCACAGUACGAUUUGUGUCAAAGAUGUUUCAUCCAAAUGUCUAUGCAGAUGGCAGUAUAUGUUUGGACAUUCUACAGAAUCGUUGGAGUCCCACUUACGAUGUCUCCUCUAUUCUGACAUCUAUCCAGUCUCUGCUUGAUGAACCAAACCCCAACAGUCCAGCCAACAGUCAGGCAGCUCAGCUGUACCAGGAGAACAAGCGGGAGUACGAGAAGCGUGUGUCUGCCAUCGUAGAACAAAGCUGGAGAGACAGUUGACCUGACAAUCCUGAUAGCUGCUCUCUCCAUUGUUAAGCUGUGUGUGCUGCAAGUUUUAGUGGAGUACCUCUUAAUUUUUGGGCCCCCCACCACCACCUUUUCCGAUUUUAAGCUUUUAUGCACUUUACCUUCAAUUACCCUUCAUAGAAUGUUUUUUUUUUUUUUUUU
Messenger RNA from Micropterus salmoides (largemouth bass), 754 nucleotides. It is a transcript of the gene ube2al, whose product is annotated as ubiquitin conjugating enzyme E2 A, like. The transcript has 6 exons. The record is from RefSeq and is a predicted model, not a curated record. Gene Ontology annotation, biological process: protein polyubiquitination; DNA repair; proteasome-mediated ubiquitin-dependent protein catabolic process. Bases 128 to 586 code for a protein of 152 amino acids. Gene Ontology annotation, cellular component: HULC complex. NCBI's taxonomy places the organism in Eukaryota, Metazoa, Chordata, Actinopteri, Centrarchiformes, Centrarchidae. Gene Ontology annotation, molecular function: ubiquitin conjugating enzyme activity.